Molecule: messenger RNA, 781 nt
Organism: Pygocentrus nattereri (red-bellied piranha)
Lineage: Eukaryota; Metazoa; Chordata; Actinopteri; Characiformes; Serrasalmidae
Gene: tex36
Product: testis expressed 36
Exons: 5
Coding region: 146-730 (194 amino acids)
Source: RefSeq, a predicted model, not a curated record
GCAACAGCUUCAGACAGGCAACUCUCCGAGCCAUCCAGAAACUUCGGUGAAGCAGCUAAGCCGUUCCGGCAAGCGAAGCUACAGAAAUAUUCGUAAGAUAAGAUCCACUUAACGUCCACGGUGUCUGGCUAAACAGCCAAGCAACAUGACUAAAGGAGGCAAAAGAUAUGCUAAUAUGGAGAAAGAUGGCAUCUGGUUUGCCCAUGUUGAUGUGGAACAGUCGGAGAAAACACGAGAAGCAUGUACGAGCACAGGAUCCAUGCUGGCCCAAGGGGUGCACCAACCCAUUCCACUACGAGAGAGAUAUCCCAAAAUGAAUCUUGAAAAGAAAGCAAUGGGAAGAAACUAUCCAUUUUCAGAACAUGAUAACCGAGCUACACUGCAGAAUACGAUUGAAACAUAUGAUCAUGGUUUGGGCCGUAAGAAGUGUCCGGAUGACCGCAGCCAGCACAACUCUCAUUUCUGCCUCUGUCAUGAUGGCAACAUGAGCGCAGUAGGGCUGGAGAGGGAGGAUCAUUCUGCCUAUCAGACAGACUUUGUGCCCAGUCAGGGCAUGGAGAGUAGAGAGAACACAAACACAAGGCGCUUUCCCAGGAGCCAUCUGGAGAGGUCCCGUCAGGCUACUACAAUCCAGGCUGGGGAAUGCUAUGUAUGGUUUGGAAGGCAUGAUCUGGACCACCAUAUGCCUCUUAAUGUAUUAGCAUCUUCUAACCAUUCCUCGUGCUCUUAACUGAUAUGAUCAUGUCCCAGGAGAAUACAUUAAAGCAAGAAUGAGCAUAAA